Chroicocephalus ridibundus (black-headed gull) is the source of this 4932-nucleotide messenger RNA. RefSeq names its product KAT8 regulatory NSL complex subunit 1 like (gene KANSL1L). Gene Ontology annotation, cellular component: NSL complex. The transcript has 16 exons. Lineage: Eukaryota; Metazoa; Chordata; Aves; Charadriiformes; Laridae. Gene Ontology annotation, molecular function: histone acetyltransferase binding. The record is from RefSeq and is a predicted model, not a curated record. The coding region runs from base 397 to 3408 and encodes 1003 amino acids.
AAAGACAAAGCAAUCCUUCCCCCCAAGCAAAAAUCCCCCCAAACAUUGUCUGCAGUGUUGUGUAACAAAAGUGAUAGUGUUAUGCAAGGGGGGGAAGAGUCAGAAAGUGAAAGGACUAUAAACAAAAGCCGGGAAAGGAAUGCCACCCUGUGAGCAGGCAGCUGAUGCUUUGUUUUGCUCAUAUACCAGUGACUUUUUGUGUGUGCGUGUGAACUUCUUGGAGAAAUGCCAAGGACAGGAGACUGGGACAGUGCCAGCUUCUGUAAAGUCUUCUUGAUGUCACUGAAAUGAGAGGAACACACCUGAAGUGUCUCACACGACUGUCUUCAGGGCAGAAACAUCGUGUGAAGUUUGCAAGUUGCCUGGGUUUGCUGUAAACUACCUACCGUAGCUAUAAUGACACCAGCCCUCAGAGAGGCAGCAACAAAAGGUCAUGGUAUCCACUUGUCACCUUCUUUGUCCUCUAGAGCUAUGGAGUCUGAUACAGCUUUGUGCAUGGAAAAUUCCAGAGCAGUGGAAGAGAAGAUAAAAGAGGACUCCAUCGCACAGAUUACUUGCUCAGUCCUGGGGUUCCCCACUGCUGACCCCAACCUCAGGAAUGAUAUCUUCAGUGUGCAGCGUUUUGGUUCUCCACCAUCCUCCAAGCGCUAUCAGUCUGUCUUGUUAAUGAGUACAAAUUCUGCAUUUAGCAACAAAACUGGUAAGCAAACGAAAGCGGGAGAGCCUGACUGCUCCAAGAUGAGAAAUUCAUUACAUAAUGGUGCUGACACAUCAUUUGGUCAGAUUAGUCAUUCAGAACCUGAGGAACAGGUCAAAGGGGAAACAUUUUCAGAGACCACAUCUCCGAAUUUGGCAGAAAUGCAGAGACUUUGGGAUUCAAAUGUAACUGAAUCCAGUAAUGCAGAAGAAAUGCAGCUUUUAAAUGGUAAAUGGUACAAGAAGAAUGGUUUUUUGGGUAGGGCUUUGGAAGUCUGCGCUGAAACAAUAAAAGGGGAUUUAUUACACCAGAUUCUUCACAGGCCUUCAGAAGGGAUUUUGAGCUGCACCCCGGAGGAGGUGUAUGCUCGCUUACUCCAGUGUGUCACUAAGCAACAAAUGGAAAUCAGUCGCGCCAAAAGAACUCAGAAACGUUUACAAAUGCUCCUGGCAAAGCAUGUUAUCAAACACUGUGAUCAGCAGCUGAAAUGCUUCGUGAAACAUCAGCUACAAAGAAUGAAGGUUUUCCAUGAGCCAACCAGAUUUUUGAGCGGUAGCUCCCUCAGGUGCACUGAAGGUUGGCCAGAAAACAACGCAACUACUUUGGAGAGUAGUGUGAGUACAGAUGUACAGAACGGAGUUAGCAUUGCACCAGGUGAAAUCCGGGGGUUUGCACUUUCCACUGGAGGGCUGCUGUCUCGCGUGGAGAAGGAUCUGGACUCUGAUGCAACAUGUAGCAGCUCAGAUGAAGAUGGUGAGGAACAGACUGUAAGAACAACUGUGGAAGCCAGCUAUACUUCUGAAUGGAAGUGGCUUGCAGACAGAGCUAGAAUUGGCAGCCGUUGGACAUGGCUUCAGGCCCAGAUUUCAGAACUAGAAUACAAAAUCCAACAACUAACUGACCUUCACAGGCAGAUACGUGCCACCAAGGGGAUGGUGAUCUUAGAAGAAUUCCCAUUUCCAAAAGACAUUUUGAAGAAGCAAACACAAUUGACAGACCAAGAAGCUUUAUUAAACGCUACAGGGAAUUCGCAAGCUGCCAUUGAAAGACAGGAUUCUUUGCCGGAGCAUGACUUUGAAAUGUCACCCAGCAGUCCUACCCUGCUUUUACGAAACAUAGAAAAACAGAGUGCGCAACUAAGUGAAAUCAUCAGCAGCCUAAUUGCUCCACUCAGUCUGUCUCCAGCUUCUUCAUCUCUUUCAUCCAAGACCUGUAAGCACAGACAGCUGGUGAAUGGCAUCUCCUUCAGAGCUUCAGACAACAGAGAGGUAUCGUCUUCGAGCAGCUGGUUGCUUGAUCAUCAGCACAUCAAGAAAAGAAGAAGAGACAGAACAAGACUAAGAUCUCUCUCUGUGGCUAACAUGAGCACAUCUGCCCGAACACGGCCGCUUCAUAGUUUCCAGAAGAGGAAACUCUACAGAAUGCACGGUGCCUGUUACUGGAAUCAGCAGACUUCGCCACCUAGAGAUGCCUCCUUUCCAUAUAAAACUCAGUUGCCGUGUAUGGUACCAGCCCCAGCUUUCAGCAGGAGUGAGUACAGGGCAGAAUCUAGAAUACUAGAUUAUGUGCAAGAGCUGGACUCUUCCUUCCAUCCGGUCUUAUCAUUCCCUUCAGAUAUUCCUCUUCACGUAUAUUUUGAAACAUUAUUAAGGAAGGAUGACAUCAAAGGAGAACCUGUUGAUACCUCAUCAUUGGGAGUGGAGUUUAAAGUAUCUCCAGACAAUGACUAUAAUCAACAUAAUGUUUCUGUCAAACAAUGGAGCAGUGCCUGUUUAUCUAAUUCCAAAUCUCCGUCAGUGUCAGGAACAUCUGACCAGCUGUCGGAAGGAAGAAAGAAAAGACAUCUAAGUGAGACAGCAGUAGGCGAACGUAACGCUAGGUUUGAGACAUUCUCCUUUCAACAUGCAGAACCAGAAUCCCAUAGCAGUUUUACUGCCGCGACCAAUGUCAAUGCGAUGUCUAGGCCCACUCACAGCACUUCAUCACAGCAUAACUCCAGGAGGAGGUUGAGAAGCGAGAGCUCCUAUGAUAUAGACAACAUUGUUAUUCCAAUGUCUCUGGUGGCACCAUCAAAGUUGGAGAAACUACAGUACAAAGAAAUCCUUACCCCAAGCUGGAGAGUUGUUGAAUUUCAACCUUUAGAAAGAUCUCAUACAGAUGAAGAAGAGAUAGAAGAUCUGUCAGAUGAAGUUUUUUCCUUACGUCAUACAAAGUAUGAGAAAAGAGAGCGAGCAAGGUGGUCGCUGUGGGAGCAGAGCCGCUGGCCCAGAAGGAACAGCAGGUCUUACAGCAAAAAUGCUGAUGGACGACACAGCCAAGAUUCAGUGCAGAAAGACCACCAUGGCAGCUCCUGUGCCUCGCUGCAUUGUGCUGCUGAACCUGUUCCUGACUUGACUUCGGAAGCCCACAGCUCUGUUUGUUCAGGGAUUGCACAACUCUGCAGGGAGAACCAGGAAGCAAAGUCUGGGCUGUGGGAACUUCGAGUUUUUCCACUAAAAGAUGAAGAGGUAGAAGCUUUACUGUGCCAAGAUCAAAUAACGAAUCAGACUGAAAUGUCAAGUGCGGCUUUUCCCAGCGACUCCCUCUGUACUUCAUGCACACCCAUUGGUUUGCUAGACAAUGGCCAUCCACCGAGAAAACAAUCUACCGAAGAGUCAGAAGACUGCGAAAAUGUUUGCCUGGGAAUCAACAAUACAAGAAAACAAAGGUGACAGGGAAUAAUGUGGUUCAUUAAGAAAGCCAAUUAAGGUGGAGAAAAGUGUAAGGUAAAAUCUCUCUUGUUCACACAGCAUAUGACAGCACAAUUCAAAACCUGUACGUUAGCUGCAUAUAAUAUAUUUUCUUUCUUGCUUUGCAACAGGCAGGAUAUAUCCCAAAGACAACACUUUCUUCUUCCUGAACCCCAAGAGAAAGUAAUUAUUUCAAGCUGGAAGUCUAAUAUUCCCAGUGUCGGGAGUGGGCGCACAUAAAUUGCUGGCACCAUUCACUUUCUGUUGUCAUAUUGCCACAUUUGUUAGUAAUCAUCCUUUUCUGUUUUGUUUGUUUUCAAAUGCAUUUCUGGUUCUAGUGGAUUCUGGUGCAGUGGAUAGGCUGUCUACCUUAACCAACAACUUCAACUGAACACAGAAAAACUACUUGAAAAAAUAGUGGGGAGAAGCAAUAGCCUCCAGUUAUUUUCCUGUGUGGCAGGCCCCUGGGGCAGAAAUCCGCCUCUAAAUGCGUGUGUGUAACCCAUGCGUGAGACAAGAGUCGGUGAGAACCGGAAGUUUCAAAGCAAGCGUUCUGGAAGCCUUGCAUCUAGCUUAAAAUCUGUACUCAGCUCUCGGUAGUGCCAGGGCAUGUUUCAUAUCGAUGUCCUCAAGCAAUAAGAUAGAAAUAGACCACUGCAUCUCAAUAGGCGAUGUAUCCGCUACUCAGAAAGUAACGUUUCUGCUUCGGUCGUGUGGGUAUAGAGAAAUGGAAGGAAGGAGGAGUCGAGUCCAAUCAGUGACACAGCUGUUUGAAUAUUGUGUUUUGGGUCAUCUUACUUCCUUAGUCCUUCAGUAGCUAACGAGGCUCAUAAUAUUUUGCUUUAAUAUGUUAAAGACAAAGUCUUGUUCAAAUCUCUGUACAGUGCCUUGUAAGAGUCUCGUAAGUAUGCCAACAUUUGGUGACUAGCUGAAAAGGAAAAGAUGAUUGAUGUCUAGAAGACCAAUAAAGAAAAAAGCCCCAAAGCUUUCCAUUGUGAUUCCAAAUAGAUUUUUUAAUUUCCCAGCGAGUUCACAGUGAGGAAACAAAAGCAAGUUGUUUAAACUUGCAUCUAAAUAGCGUAGUUUGGAAUGUAUCUGCAAUCUCAAGAGGUAUUAACACAGAUUAAACAUUGAAUGUAGGUAUAAUCCAUCAACGGGAAGUUUUUCUGUGUAGGACAGUUGAAGGCAAUUUUAUAGGAAUCUCUGGUUUUGUGCAAAAUUUUCUUCCACAUGUAAUAUCUGGAAUGGCACUGGACAGAUGACCCAGUUUUAGUGUCAAUUUUUUUUUGGUCAAAAUGACAGGAAUUAUACACUGGGCAUCUGAAAACAGUUCAGUAAAGUUUCAACACUACAACCUAUUGCUGCAUUGUAGUUUAUUGCACAUUCUGAUUAUUUUUUUAAACACUUUUUUAACACUGGUUUGUCUUAAACUUGAAUCUUGCCUCAAUGUCUGAUACAAUAAUCUUUGAUGCAAGGUUGGUUUUUUAAUUAAAAGUUAUUUCUAUA